ACCGGGCAGGGUGUAGGGGAGCCUUCAGUGGUUCAUCAGAAUUGUACUUUUUGCCAUGCACUAUGUGAUGUGUGGUAUUAAAGAUACUGUUCUGCUCCAAAGGAUGUCUUGAGUAGAUUUUCACUAAACACAGAAUUCCAUCCCCUCCCCUCCUGGUGCCCCAUUUUGGCGAUAAUGCAGGAGGCACAGAAGAUGCAGGGGCUUUACAAAAUAUCCUUCCUGGCUUGAGAAACACUCAGCUGGCAGCCGUGCACUUUUAUGCACACAAAACCUUCAAAAGCAGCUGUUUCUUGCAGAGCAAAACCCUCACAGCAUAGUUUCCUGUGAGAAUGGGGGCUCAUGAUUCCCACAGUUUCCUGUGGGAAUGGAUGAACUCGUGUUGCAGUAGAAGCAGAAACAGGAUCGUUUUGUUGUCCCUAGCUGCCAGCUCCACAGAAGUAGUACUAGGGCAGGCAGUACUUUUGGGAUCCACCCCUCUUCGUCAGGUUUUUUGAGCUUUGAGAGUUGGGAUUAUGGUGGGAGAAAGGUAGCACAUAUAUGUACAUGGAGACUGUAUGAUCACAUACACCUUCUUUCCAUAGAAAAGCCUAAGCCAGAGGCACAUCUCCAAAAGAGCAGCAGUCACCAUGAAGAAGAGUAAGGACAGAGUGGGAAAACCCUGCAGAAAAGGCUGAAGAUAAGCUGGCCUUCCUGAUGCCUGGCUCUAACUACUUUGGCAGGCCUGGCAGUGCAGCAUGAUUAGGAUGAGGAGGAAGAAACUGUGGGCAUCUUGCUUAUGCUUUGCAGCAGCCUUCUUCCUUGUGGUGACACUCCAGGUUAUCACUGAACUGAGCAAUUCAGAGAAUAAGGUGGCAGUAAUCUCCAGUUUACAGAAUAGCCCACUAAAGCCUGUGGAGAGAUACGCUUUUCAGUUCAAGGAGCAGGACCUUCGCAGCAGCUUCAAGGCAGAAUCUGAUGUAAAUCACUAUCCUGUCCUGCUCUGGUGGUCUCCCCUGACUGGGGAGAAAGGGAGAUUGGGUCAGUGCGGAGAGGACGUUUGCUUCUUUACUAUCAACAAGACCUACCAGCAUAAUGAGAUGACGAGAGCAUUUCUGUUCUAUGGUACUGACUUCAGUAUAGACAGCCUACCUCUCCCUCGGAAAGACUAUCAUGAUUGGGCUCUUUUCCAUGAAGAGUCACCAAAAAACAACUACAAACUCUUCCACGAACUGACCAUCACCUUAUUCAACCACACUGCAACCUUUAGCCGCCACUCUCACCUACCACUGACCACUCAGUACCUUGAGGGCAUAGAGGUCCUGAAAUCAUUGAGGUACAUGAUCCCACUGCAGGUGAAGAACAGCCUGAGGAAGAGGCUUGCACCGCUUGUAUAUGUGCAGUCUGAUUGCAACCCUCCUUCUGAUCGGGACAGUUACGUGCGUGAGCUCAUGUGUCACAUUGAAGUAGACUCUUAUGGGGAAUGUCUACAUAACAGAGACCUUCCUCAGCAUCUUAGAGGUCCAACUGCCAUGGAUGAUGGGAACUUCUAUAAAAUACUGGCACAGUACAAGUUCAUUCUUGCUUUUGAAAAUGCUAUCUGUGAAGAUUACAUCACUGAAAAACUGUGGCGGCCACUGAAGUUGGGAGUGGUACCAGUGUACUUUGGGUCUCCUAGCAUUGUAGACUGGCUUCCUAGUAACAAGAGUGCAAUCCUGGUAUCCAGUUUUUCACACCCUCGGGAGCUGGCCCAUUAUAUCAAAACACUUGAUACAAACAAUCAAGAAUAUGAGUCCUACUUGCAAUGGAAACUAAAAGGGGACAUUUCCAACCCAAGGCUGCUUACAGCAAUGAAGGAACGCAAGUGGGGAGUGCAAGAUAUCACCCAGGACAAUUACAUUGACACCUUUGAGUGCAUGGUGUGUAACAGAGUGUGGGAAAACAUCAGAAGGGAAGAAAAGGGAUGGCUGCCCCAGAGGUGGAAAGCUCAGGUCAACCAUUUGAGCUGCCCCAAACCAACAGCAUUCUCGUUCUCGACCUCAAACCCUGGCUGGACUUCUCUCCAUGAGAUGUGGAUACCAAGCUUUGAGCAAUCCAAGAAAGAAGCCUGGGCACUGAGGCACCUGGUGGAAAGGAACAGGAAUUUUACAGCUCAAGAAUUUUGGAUGCUUGUAUUCAAAGAAUAAACACAAAAACCUGUAAAAUAGAAUGAGCUUCUCAGA
Neopsephotus bourkii (Bourke's parrot) is the source of this 2198-nucleotide messenger RNA. RefSeq names its product fucosyltransferase 10 (gene POFUT3). Lineage: Eukaryota; Metazoa; Chordata; Aves; Psittaciformes; Psittacidae. Bases 735 to 2162 code for a protein of 475 amino acids. Gene Ontology annotation, cellular component: Golgi membrane. The record is from RefSeq and is a predicted model, not a curated record. The transcript has 5 exons. Gene Ontology annotation, molecular function: alpha-(1->3)-fucosyltransferase activity.